This is a messenger RNA of Engraulis encrasicolus (European anchovy), 1726 nucleotides long. It is a transcript of the gene klf1, whose product is annotated as Kruppel like factor 1 (erythroid). Gene Ontology annotation, biological process: regulation of transcription by RNA polymerase II. Gene Ontology annotation, molecular function: RNA polymerase II cis-regulatory region sequence-specific DNA binding; DNA-binding transcription factor activity, RNA polymerase II-specific. The transcript has 3 exons. Bases 231 to 1637 code for a protein of 468 amino acids. Lineage: Eukaryota; Metazoa; Chordata; Actinopteri; Clupeiformes; Engraulidae. The record is from RefSeq and is a predicted model, not a curated record.
GACAGGUUGACAAAGAGAGAAAAGUAGACAAAAUAACUGUAUUCAACUGACGCUCCAUACAUAACUGUAAAACUAGGGCCAGGACAAUUGGGACUUAUCCGUGUAAUUACUAACACUAAUACAUGGACUUUUAUGUUUGCAAUUACAAUCGUUUUAAAAUUGUACAAAUUAUUGUGCGGCCGUCCGACAUAUCCGUUAACUUUCAUUGAGGAUUUGGAGGCCCUGUCCGGAUGGCUGCAACUGAAGCUGUGUUACCCUCGUUUAGUUCAUUCACAAACUACACGAACUCUAGUCCAGACAUGAAGGUGUGGAGGUUUGAGGAUGGCCCUCUCAGCAGCUCCGACUCCCAGGACAGGAAGUCCAUACUGGACUACCAGAGCAGCAACGACACCCUGGAGCUUCCCCCCAUCCUCAGGGAGGCCCAGCUGGAGGAAGACGAACACAAUGCAUCGUGGGAUAUGGAGUUCUUACUGUCGGCCUGGGGCAGCUCUUCCCCCACUGAGGAGGACACCAGUCUGGACUGCAACACGGGAGGCCACAGGCAGACGGAUACUCAGGGGGAGCAGGGCAGACUGUACCAGGCUGGGCUUCUGCAGCAGGGCUCCAGGGCGCAGGAGCGGGCUGGUGGUGGUGGUGGUGCUGGUGGUGGUCUGGUGGUGGAGCCCUCUGCGUUCAACACCACCAGGCUCUACCCCGGCAGCGGGAGCCUGAUGGCCGAACUGCUGUCGCCGGACGAAGGUUCGGUGAGCUGCUCCAUACCUGAGCUGUACAACGGGAGCUUCAGUGUUGGGCACCAGCAGCAACCAGCCAGCAAACAGCAGUAUGUCCUCCACUCGUCCGGGUCCGGCACAGAGCUGUUGGGUUUCACCGCUCUGGGACAGGGACACACGUCCGCUGACCCAGCAGCGACAGGGCCAGGCAGCAUCCAACAGCUGGGGGCCGUUGUGGGUCUCCCCAAAGGCAAGUCCUGGGAGUACACCACCCACUACUUCCCCCAGCACCUCCCGUCUCUCAUGGCAUUCCCAGACUCCAGGUUCGUGCCGGUGACAGCAGCGACUAUGGAUCUGGACGUAGCCACAUCAGUCGCGCAUACCCAGCGGCCGCCAUCGUACAGUGCCAUACCAAACUACCACCACCCUCACCAACACCACCACCCACACCACCACCACCACGCCAAACUGUAUGCCCAUCCAAUGGUGUCAGGACCGGCCGGGUUCGCGCACAACAGGUCGCCGAUGUCAGCUGCAUCAGCUGCGACUGUGGUGUACAGCGCGGCGGCGUCCGUGUCCAGCCUGCUGCCGGACUCCACAGUGCCCUCCGCUGGCUUGGAGGGGAAGCGCGGCGGGCGUAAUAAGGGCGUGGCCAAGAAGAGGGCGGCCGUGCACGGCUGCGAGUACCCGGGCUGCACCAAGACCUACACCAAGAGCUCCCACCUGAAGGCACACCUGCGCACUCACACAGGUGAGAAGCCGUAUCACUGCUCGUGGGAGGGCUGCGGCUGGAAGUUCGCCCGGUCGGACGAGCUGACGCGUCACUUCCGCAAGCACACAGGCCAGAAGCCCUACGAGUGCAUGCUGUGCCAACGCGCCUUCUCCCGCUCAGACCACCUGGCCCUGCACAUGAAGAGACACAUGUGAUACAUAUGAGGUCUCUCACACACACACACACACACACACACACACACACACACACACAGACAUACACACACACACACACACACACACAC